This is a messenger RNA of Nicotiana tabacum (common tobacco), 3161 nucleotides long. RefSeq names its product pumilio homolog 4. NCBI's taxonomy places the organism in Eukaryota, Viridiplantae, Streptophyta, Magnoliopsida, Solanales, Solanaceae. Gene Ontology annotation, biological process: post-transcriptional regulation of gene expression. The record is from RefSeq and is a predicted model, not a curated record. Gene Ontology annotation, cellular component: cytoplasm. Gene Ontology annotation, molecular function: mRNA binding.
UAACACCGUCAUAAUAUUUUUCCUAAAUCCUAAUCCAACAACUUUAAUUAAUCAUAAUUAGCGUUUGAAUAAAUAAUCGUUUCCUUCCCAUAAUACACAUCCUUUACGUCGCUAGCUCAAAACGCAUCACAUCACUUUGCUUCCCUUCCUCCUUCCCUCUCCGGGUUAGUGACAAGGAGUGGGGAAGAUAAUAUUAUCCUACUGAUGGUAGGACCAAAUUCAAAUGGGAAUUUAGAGGGGAAGAAUAGUAUGGAGAAUGAGCUUCAGUUAUUGCUACUAAGACAGCAACAUGGCCGUAAUUUUGGCGGCGUAAGGGAGAGUGGAGAUUUGAACAUAAUUAAUAGAAGUGGCAGUGCUCCACCUACUGUAGAAGGAGCAUUUAGUUCAAUUGGAGGUUUGUUUAGAAAUCCCAAUUUUCAACAGUUUAGUGAUAAUGGCAAUAGUAGUAAUGCAAUCUUGACGGAAGAUGAAAUUCGAUCACACCUGGCAUACUUAUCGUAUUAUUAUUCACACGAGAACGUUAAUCCAAGGUUGCCCCCGCCAUUGUUGUCUCGAGAGGAUUGGAGAGUUGCUCAGAGGGUUCAAGCAGGAGGAAGUGCAUUAGGUGAGGUUGAGGGAUGGAGAAGAAAGAAUUUGACGGAUGAAGGUGGUAGUUCAUCCUUGUUCACAAUGCAGCCUGGUCGGGCAGAAGAUGAAUUGAUAAUGUUGAGGAAUGCUGCUAGCUUGACAGGAGAACUAAGCUCUGGCUUGGGUGUUAGGAGAAAGAGUUUCGCAGACAUAGUUCAGGAAGGACUUGACCGAAGUGCAUCCCCAUCAAAUCAUCUAGCACAUUCAGCAACCACAGAAUCUACAGAGGCAUCACAUACUGGCAAAGCUCCCCCGGGCUUUUCUGGAGUUAAAAAAGUUCAGAAUCCCAAGCCAUAUAGCCCUAAUUCUUUUUCACCUGCCAUCGAUCCAUCUUUGAGAAGAAGUAUUCCUAGCUCAAAGGGACCUAAUGGUCUUUCAUCCGGGAUGAGUGCAGUUGCUAAUACUACUGUCUCUUUCUCCGGCUUAAAACUUCAUUGUGAUGAUAACCUGCGGCUUCAAAGGAACGUACCAAAUGGUCAUAGUCAGAGUUUGCAACAACAGUUAAUUGAAAAGUCUGGAGCUGAAAAAUUGGCUGCUAUAACUAGUAUUUCUGAUAUUGCAAGGAAUAAAAGAGUUGUAAAUGACCUUAGUGCUUCUACCUUUGACCUUAAUGCACAUAUGAAUUCCCUUAGGGCACCUUCUUCUAACAUUCUUCAAUCCCAGCUGAAUUCUUCUGAGUUUGCCCGUCAAAAAGAUUCUAAAGCCCUGCAGCAAGUUGAUUAUACUGGAUAUGUACCUGGUGGAUAUGUGUAUAAGCAGAAGAUGGAGGCAUUGAAUAGCAAUCUAGGUUUUAGUUUAAAUGAUGUCGGGGGGAAUGGUCGGCAUUCGAGGAGUGAAAGCAAGGAUCUUGAAAAAUUGUAUCUUGAGACAUUGCUUGCUCAAGAGGAGCAACAACUUCAAUCAUCCCUUAUACCAAAUUAUGGCAGCUUAAGUGAUUGUUAUUAUGGGAAUCAUGCUUUUGGCACUGGUAUACCAUGUCAAGGGAAUAAGAUGGCAAAUUCUUUACACUUGACAGUUGGAUCUAGAAGUCAUAUGUACCAGAAUGAUCCGCUCCGCCAGAUUCCUUCUGUCUUAAGUAAUUCCAUUGAGGAAUCUGCUUUUUCAUGGCAUUCAAAGAUCGUUGCUGACAUGGAUGGAAGGUUUGCACCGUCUCUACUCGACGAUCUCAAGAACAAGAAUAGGUCCUUGGAACUUAUGGAUGUUGUUGAUCAUGUUGUAGAAUUCAGCACCGAUCAGCACGGGAGUCGAUUUAUUCAACAGAAGCUGGAAACUGCUAGUGUCGAAGAAAAGAUGAAGAUAUUCCUGGAAAUUCUUUCUCAUGCUCAUAGUCUAAUGACUGAUGUCUUUGGCAAUUAUGUUAUACAAAAGUUUCUUGAGCAUGGCACAGAGAGUCAAAGAAAGGAAUUAGCGAGCCAACUUAUUGGUCACGUUUUGCCUCUGAGUCUACAUAUGUAUGGUUGCAGAGUAAUUCAGAAGGCUUUGGAGGUCACUGAUGUGGAACUGCAGAGUCAAAUGGUUACAGAGUUAGAUGGCUCUGUAAUGAAAUGUGUUCGUGAUCAGAAUGGUAAUCAUGUUAUCCAGAAGUGCAUAGAAUGUGUUCCGCAAGAUCAAAUCCGCUUUAUUACAGCAUCCUUCUUUGGGCAUGUUGUGUCUCUAUCUACUCAUCCCUAUGGCUGCCGUGUAAUUCAGAGAAUCCUUGAGCACUGUGAUGACCCGGCGACGCAACAGAUUAUCAUGACUGAAAUACUGCGGGCUGUAUGUACUUUAGUGCUGGAUCAAUACGGGAACUAUGUCGUUCAGCAUGUGCUGCAACAUGGUAAACCACAUGAGAGGUCUACUAUAAUAACCAAGCUUACUGGACAAAUUGUGAGGAUGAGUCAGCAUAAAUUUGCUUCUAAUGUCGUCGAGAAGUGCUUGGUAUUUGCCAGUCCAGAGGAACGUCAGAUCCUUGUGAAUGAAAUGCUUGGUUUGACUGAUGAAAAUGAGCCUCUACAGGCUAUGAUGAAGGAUCCGUUUGGAAACUAUGUUGUGCAGAAGGUUCUUGAGACCUGUGAUGAUCAAAGCCGUGAAUUAAUUCUUUCUCGCAUUAGAGUACACCUUAAUGCUCUCAAGAAGUACACUUAUGGCAAACAUAUCGUAUCUCGUGUUGAGAAGCUCAUAGCAACAGGAGAGAAACACAUAGCUUUAUCGUUGAAUCCUUCUCGAGGCAAUCCAGUUUUGAAGAAUUGAAGUUACUACUUAUUGUGCACAGCUUACAAACAUGGUGGUGUCUUGACUUCUAAAAUGAUCUUUUUUCGGCAUUUGCUUUUAUGGGAGGCUGAUAUUAGUUUUAGUUGUAAAUAAGCAGCAUUCCGAUUAAUGCUUCUGCCUGAAUAAGACUCUACCUUUCUUAAUGUAAAUACCACUGUAAGUAUUUGCAUGAAGAGAGAGGGCCGUGGCGGUUCUGUCAUUUUUUGCUGUAAAGAUUUACGUUUGUCUUAAUAACUGUAAAUAAAAAGUGAGUGUUAAAUUUUGAUGGUCAAUAGUCACUACUA